AUGUCCGCUAGCAAAUUAGAUGCUGUGUACCGGAGUAUACUUUUGACAAAAUUUUUUACUAAAGGAUGGGGUAAACCAGAGAAUUUGCGAAGGUUAUUCGAAUUCAGAAAAGUUGUGUCAAAUCGAGAUGAAUGCUUUAAAUUAGUUGAAAGAGAUUAUCCUGUAACAAUAACGAAAGAACAAAAUCUGACUGACUGUCGGCUACUAGAAGGAUAUUUUGUAACACCAUUGGAAAGGUAUCUACCCGGCAUUGUUCCUGAAAUUGCUCAGAAAGCUCACUUUCAAAUAUUACUACCAGUUCAUUGGCCCGACCCACAAUGCAAACCUGUUUGUUUACAUCUCGCUGGAACAGGUGAUCAUUUUUUUUGGCGACGGAGAAAUCUUAUGGUAAAACCUUUACUAAAAGAGGCCGGUGUUGGAGGUAUUAUACUUGAAAAUCCUUUUUAUGGACUCAGAAAACCUACUGAUCAAGUACGAUCCUCUCUUCACAAUGUGUCGGACAUCUUCGUGAUGGGCGGCUGUCUUAUCUUGGAAUCACUGGUUUUAUUUCAUUGGUGCGAGCGAAAUGGCCUCGGACCUCUUGGUGUCACAGGAUUGUCGAUGGGUGGCCAUAUGGCUUCCUUAGCAGCAACUAAUUGGCCUAAACCACUCGUUCUAGUCCCAUGUCUGUCGUGGUCAACAGCUUCUGCCGUCUUCUUGCAGGGCGUAAUGUCCCAUUCCAUUAACUGGGACCUGUUAGAAGACCAGUAUCUGUCUGAUGGCGUAUACAGAGAGAAAUUAUCGAAAAUGGUUACAAUAGUAGACGAAGCAUUUCUUGCCGGCAAAAAAUUUGCUCGUACUUACACACAAACCAUGGAAAACACCGCCGCUAUGAAACCGCGGACAAAUACAGAUGAUAUUAUAGAUUCAUUGAAAUUUAACGUCGGAGCUAAGAAGAUGGACAUUACUUAUAAGGAGAACGCCAAAACAAAUGCUCAAGUUAUGGACAAUAAACAGACUUUAGAUAAUAAAAUCGAUUUACCAGAUAGUGUUAAGAGUGUCGUAAACGUCGACGAUGACUUAAUAAAGGAAGAAUUGAAAAAACUUCUAUGUGAUAAUAAAAUAAGUCAAAUAUUAUAUAACAAAUUAACAUCCAAUAAACAUUUCGAAUUGGAGCCCCAAGACAUUGAGUUUAUAAACAAACUGGACGAUGGAAAACUUAAAGUGUUCCUACUUAAAUAUCAAAGUGAUAUACCAAAAACGUCUACAAUUCCAGACGAUAUGUCGAACGAAAAAUUAUCAUUGGAUGGCAACAAUAACGAAACCGUUAAAAUAACUCCGGCGAUAGAAAACUCUGAUUCAGUAAAUCCGAACAAAGAAUCUUCGAAUGAGAACAAAGCUUUGGCAAAUUCUGAUGAGAAGAUUUCCACAUCAUUAAUUAAAAAAGAACGCAAGUCCUGGAACGUGUCAGAUCUCACAACGGACUUGUGGGUGAACCUGCCAUUUAUGAAAUCUGGAAAAAAGAUAGACAUAGGUAAAAUACAUUGGAGGGACAGAGAGGCACUCCAGUUUAUGCGUGGAAUUAUGGACGAGUGCACACAUUUAAGCAACUUUUCUGUGCCAUUCGAUACUUCUCUUAUUAUAGCGGUAUGCGCGAAACACGACGCCUAUGUACCGCGAGAGGACGUCGGUACUUUAGAAGAGAUCUGGCCCGGAGCUGAGGUGCGCUACGUUGACGCCGGACACGUGUCCGCCUACAUUCUGCACCAAUCGCUCUUCAGGUCCUGUAUCAAAGAGGCCUUCGAGAGGUCUAAACUGAGGUGGCGAGACGGGAAACACGUCGAUUGA
This is a messenger RNA of Danaus chrysippus (African queen), 1827 nucleotides long. The record is from the annotation of a GenBank genome assembly. NCBI's taxonomy places the organism in Eukaryota, Metazoa, Arthropoda, Insecta, Lepidoptera, Nymphalidae.